Messenger RNA from Puntigrus tetrazona (Sumatra barb), 5097 nucleotides. It is a transcript of the gene syt8, whose product is annotated as synaptotagmin VIII. The transcript has 9 exons. Gene Ontology annotation, molecular function: syntaxin binding; phosphatidylserine binding; clathrin binding. NCBI's taxonomy places the organism in Eukaryota, Metazoa, Chordata, Actinopteri, Cypriniformes, Cyprinidae. The record is from RefSeq and is a predicted model, not a curated record. Gene Ontology annotation, cellular component: synaptic vesicle membrane; dense core granule; axon. Bases 2564 to 3757 code for a protein of 397 amino acids. Gene Ontology annotation, biological process: synaptic vesicle endocytosis; regulation of dopamine secretion; calcium ion-regulated exocytosis of neurotransmitter.
AUAUAAAUAAAAAUGAUUGAUUGAUAUCAGUAUAAACAUUUCUUGCAACUCUGGUAAAAUACUGGUCAUUUUGUAGAUUAUUAUGAAUAUAUUAUUAGAAAGUGUUAUUGAUUGGUCCAUUGGCCCUUUGCAAAGAGCUUGAUUGGCAGGCGAUCUCGCCAAUCAAAACACUGAAUGUAGCAAGCUGUUUUACAAACACAUCGACAGAGUUACCUUGAAACCGGUGUGUACUGAAGCGAUAUCUUUCUAUGGCUAAAUAGAAACGCAUUCUGAUGUUCAUUCACGUUUAUUCCGCACUUUAAGGAAAUAUGAAAAUUGUCUGAAGUGCUCUUGAGGCUCUACAGCGAUCUGCCACAACACUACAUUUAUUGUUCGAAUUCCUAAAAAAGUAAAAAAAUUUGAAAGCUGAAAGGAGCGAAGUGUCCGUCAAUCCUUCGUUCCAAAUGCUCCAAUUUUUGCGCACUUUGGUUUGGAACGACCCAUUUGGGGUGGGCUAUUUAUUAUUGUGAGGAAUAUGAAUCAAUAAACAGGGAGUCAACGAACAUCAUUUAGUAAUUCACAACUCGUAGCUAUAAAAUGUCUCACAUGGGUUUAAAGAGAUAAAUGGCCUUGGAAUAAAAAUACAUACAUUGGCUUCGAGACGACUUCCCGCAGGAUCAGGUUAAUAUUUAAACAGUAGCAAGAGGCAAGACUGGUUCCUGCUGCAAUUUCCAGUCAUGUUUGUAUGUUCUCACUGCUCAUCGCAGCACAACUUAUUUCAGCUGUUCACGCAUUAUGAUAUUCGGCUCUUCCCUAAGAGUGUGUUUGAAUAUAUCUUAUACUUGGCUGUUUGUGUUUCUUCCUCCACAGCGGUUGAACUUCACACGAGGUGUUAACCGAGUCCUGUAAGAGAACAUGCGAAGGCAGUUUUUGUGUAUUAUUGAGGUGUGGCAGAUACCCACCAUUUCUUUCUAUACUGAAGAAACGCCGUCGAUGAGAGCCGUCUUAAGCGGCCGUCUAACUACUUUUGAAUUCCAGCACAAGACAAUGACUUAAUUGUUGAAUACCGCCGGACGAGACAACAACUGGACCAGGGAGUGGAGGGUGAAAAAGGCAAGUUGAGUUAUUGUGUAUUUCAGUGUCAUUUCUAGACAGGAUUCAGCUGGAUUCAACACGUUCUGGUCAAGUUCAGGCCUAACUCUGUAAAUAAAAAGGACAUGCUGGGAGUAUUUGUUAUACUGGAUGACAUUUAGCAAAAUAUAUGGGAACAUGAUAACGGGGUGCCGGAAAAAGGGGACGUAUAAUAUUAUGGGUUUGACUGCUGUGUGAGAAACUUUGAGAAGUCUUUUCUGUUCGCGUGUUCUCCCUGUCUUGCUGUGCAUUUACUUUUAAUAAUACGGUGAGUUGGAGACAAUGAAUAAUCUGUAAAUGUGUGUGUGUGGUAUUCCCUGCAUUAUGGGGAACAAACUAGCAGUAAAUCUCCUUUUGUCAAGCAACACAAAGUUUAAAGAGCUACUAGGUAUAAGUUAAAACCUUUGCGGGAAGACUUGGAACUUCUAAUAUUAUUCUUAUUUCAGUUACAGAUGUAUUUGCUUAAUGUCAUUUUGAUUUGUCUCUAAAUUUUACUUUACUUUAUGGAAGGGAUCAAUUAUGAAACAAUUAUGAGACUUUUUAUAUAAAAUCAGAAUUGUGGGAUAUAAAUUCUUUUUUCUCGCCAUUCCAAGUUUGAAUCUCACGUUUUUAGCUCAGAACUCUUUCCUCAGAAUUCUCUAUUUGUUUGCCUGUUUGGUUAAUUUUUUUAUUUUUAUUUCUUGUUUGUUUUUUUUAUCUCAAAAUCUAGUAAUUCUAUGUUAUCUUGUGAGAAAAAAAAACAAAAUAUUUUUUUUUAAAUUCACCAAUGGCCUUCUUUGACCUUGAAGGGACAUUAUUUAGGAAACAAGCUUAUUAGGGGUGUCACGAUAUUCGAUUUUCCACACCGCGGUUAUUGUGGUCAAUAGCGGUAUAUCGUGACACCCCUAAAGCUUAUAAAUUGUACAGAUAUUGAUUAAUUGAUUGAAAAUCUAAAAUGACAGAACGUUUAGUGUGAGGGGUAGGCUUAGGAAGAGGUUUGAGACAGAAAGUACAGUUUGUAUAGUAUAAAGAAAUAUUAUGCCUAUGGAGCGUCCCUAUAACUCAUAAAAGCCUGUGUGUGUGUGUGUGAGAGAGAAAGUGUUCUGUGAUAUGCCGACCAGCCAUCAAGUGUGUUUCCCUGUCUAUGGCCUGUACUCCCCAUAACCUUAAAGCAUGUUUUGGAAAUAUAAUCUGAUAUAUCUUAAAUACAGUCAAUAUCAGAGUGAACCAAUUCUACUGUUUUCAAUAAAAGCCUCAGUAGUUGCUCCGUUUGAUCAGUGAACGGCACAUAAUGGCUCUUUCCUGAGCUGAUUCGGCUUCUGCAGUGGGCAGUGACUUCCUUCCCCUCUCUGUAGCCGUAACGGUUUAGGAAUGUGUUCAUAUUUUUCAGAAUAUUAUUCUUCAUGUUUUAAACAGCAACCGUGGAACCCAUAUCCAAACUGAACAAUGACUCACUGGCCCCAUCCAUUCCACCAUGACACCAAGACCGACAUUAAAAGCAACUAAAACACUUCACACCAACACCACAACAGCUGCUCCAGGCUUCCUGCCCUCUUUACUGGACAGGAUUCCUUUGCCAAGAUGGGCCAUCUACGCAAUAUUUGCUGCCGUCGUCCUGCUCGUUCUUAUCUGCGUGAUAUGCUGCUGCGCGAAAUGCUGCUGCAAAGGGAAAAAGAAGAGGAAGAAGAAGCCGGACGAGAAGAUCAGUAUGAAAGGGAUGUCAGGAACUACAACAGCAGCACUGGUCCAGCCUGAGACAGAAGACGUGGAGUACGGCUCAGCUGACCAGCACAGAGGAAAACUGCAGUACUCACUGGAGUUCAACGCAUCCAGAUCAGAGCUGACUGUAGGGAUAAAAGAAGCCGCCGCCUUGAAAGCGAUGGACUCAGGAGGAACAUCUGACCCUUACGUGAAGGUCUACAUUCUUCCCAACAAGUCCAAAACAUUUGAGACGAAAGUCUUCAGGAAAACCCUUAACCCAGUGUUCAACGAGAACUUCAAAUAUCAGAUCCCUCAGAAGGAGCUGACCGAGUCGAUACUGGUGAUGCAAGUGUAUGACUUCAACAGGUUCUCCAAACACGACAUCAUCGGUGAGAUCAGACUCGAUCUGUCCACCGUGGACUGGAAUCAUGUGAUAGAGGAGUGGAGAGAUCUGAGCCAAGCGUCCAAACAUGAGCAAGAACAUCUGGGAGAGAUCUGCUUUUCUCUUCGUUAUGUCCCAGCUAGUAGUAAAUUCACUGUGAUCAUACUGGAAGCCAAGAACCUGAAGAGGAUGGACCAAGGCGGCUCUUCAGACCCUUACGUGAAAGUUCAGUUGAUCCUGGAUAAGAAAAAGUGGAAGAAGAAGAAAACAUCAGUGAAAAAGCAGACACUGAAUCCGUACUUCAAUGAAUCUUUCACUUUUGAAGUGUCAUUUGAACAGAUUCAGAAAGUCCAGCUGGUCAUCUCUGUGUGGGAUCAUGACAAAAUGAGCAGAAACGAUGCGAUCGGCAAGAUCUAUCUGGGCUGUGAUGCUACAGGAAACCAGCUGCGUCACUGGGCGGACAUGCUGUCCAACCCGCGCAAGCCUGUGGCUCAGUGGCACACUUUACUCUCCUCUGAGCAGGUGGACACAACGCUGGCCUUGAAACACACGCUGAAGAUCCCGUUCACAAACAAAACCUUCUGAAAAACCGGCAUUCCUGGGCCUUCGUAACAAUAUUCACAAGAAUUUCAAUACUGUGGACCACGGCCAACCUUUUUCCUUUAUUUGUAAUAACGCUGUCAGACGAUUGAUCGCGAUUAAUCCCAAUUCAUUUUUUGUGUAUAUACACAGUACACACAUAUACUUAAAAUAUAUAUUUACAUUUAUAAAUGUAUACGUUCAUAUUAUAUUUAACAUAGAAAAUAUAACGUUUUUCCUAAAGGGCUUGUACGAUGUUGCUAAAAAGAACAUAAUCUGGUGCAUUUGCUGUAAUGCAAAGUGUUUAUGCGGUUUAAGUUUCAAAACACAUUGUUUUCCACAUACUGUACAUUAUUGUUUCUCCUCUUAGCCCCGCCAGCUAUCCAGUGCGUUGUGAUUGGCCGAUUACCUCAAGCGCGUGACGGAAAUCUUUACACCGUGUCCCAUAUUCUGUGUAACACAUAUGCAUUUGUGAUCAGAGAAUCGACAAACAACUAACAUUCCUCUACACGGAUCAAAACUCACGUUUGAAUAGUAAGCAGAUUCUGCAUAUGAUAAAACAUGCUUACUAAAAAUCCUACGUUCGAAUCGCUCCACUUUAUAGCCUCUGUACGCAGCCAGCAUAGACUGCUCUCCAGGUUCAGGAAGCAGUUCCCCGUAAAAUGCUCUGAACACACAUCUGAGUAUUUCAAGUCAAGCCAUAACUUUUAUAAAGAAUAUCUCCAGCUCUAUCUUUAGGGAUGCUAUCUAUGCAACUAACAGCUUGUAGCACUCCAAAGAGAAAGGAAAACUUCAAAAGCAAAUAUAGAGAUGCACGUGCUAAACCUUCUUAUGUUUUGAAGCCUGGGAUAAAAUGGUGAUACGUUUUAGUGCUGAGGUGUUAAAAAUGCAGGCGCGAGACAGUCGUAUCGGGUUUGACGAGUUCACACACACACACACACACACACACACACACACACACACACACAGGCUCACGUUGAUUUCUCUUGUGAUUACAGUAAGCGCUAGAUAAGGGUGUGAAUAUCAGGCUGUCAGCACACAUGUGGGCCAAUUACAGCGUUUUAAUGAGGUUUCUUCUAUUGAGCAGGUUUACAGAAAGCUAAAGGCUGGAGAACUCAUUAGUCGCUUUUGCACAGUCAUGUUUUAAACACUCAGGUACUUUUUGAAAUGUGUAACUCAGAAUUCAUUAUUUUCAACAAGCACGCCGGAAAACGGUCGAGCACUUUACGUGCCUUCUUUAAUUCCUUCGAUCGAUAUCUGUUCUCUUUGUACGAAAUCAAUGAAACCUAAGCAUUUCAAAAUUAACAUUACACAAAUAAAUGGGGUUUUUUUGCACUUAUUUAAAA